UAGUUUGUAAUCUCGAUGACUGUAAAAAAGUUGUUAUCAAACGCAGCCGUGAUUAGUCCCGAGAGUGAUUUGUAACAAGCUAGUCGUGCUUCAAAAUGGGUUGGAAUCGUCCGAAUAAGCCAGCAAUACCGACGGUGUACUACACGUUCCGUGCGAAGGACGCUGACAGUGACCAGCUGGCAACCUAUCGAGUGGAAGAUCUCACCGAGGAUCGCUACGAUGACAUGAUACAGCAUUACAAGGAGAACUUUGUGGACGAUGAACCGUUCUGCGAGAAUCGGAAGGUUUCCAGCCAUGAAGACGCGCUGGAAGAAAUUGUUAUGUUCUGGUACUGGUGCUUCUCGCAGCAGACGACCAUCGUGUGCUACAAGGAAGGGUCAGACGAGAUUGUUGGAGCCAACCUGCUUCAUGUCAAGACGCCGGAGAAGGAAGAGUGGCCACUACACAGCAAACAAAUAUCAGACAUUGUGGCGACAAACGAGUACAUGACUGACAACUGUAACCUGUUUGAGAAGUUUGGCGUUGACAAGUAUCUUACGGCGUACGGAUUGGCCAUCAAUCGGCGGUACCGUGGACGCGGAAUCGCUACGGAGAUGCUGAAGGCAAGGGUUCCGAUGUGCAAAGCGUUCGGUCUCAAGCUUACUGCGACCAACUUUACAGCUCCGGGAUCGCAGCAGGCGGCCGCGAAGGCCGGGUUCAUCACGGACUUUGAAGUGGCAUACGACGAUUUUGCCAAGAUGGGUCCAAAGUACGCAUUUCCAGGAAUUAAUUCGAAGAGUCUGAAACUUAUGAGCUUGAAGAUUGAUUAGCUAUACCAUUAGUUUAAUUUGAAUAAUGAAAUAAAUAGUAUCAGCGGUUAA
Molecule: messenger RNA, 860 nt
Organism: Culex quinquefasciatus (southern house mosquito)
Lineage: Eukaryota; Metazoa; Arthropoda; Insecta; Diptera; Culicidae
Exons: 3
Coding region: 96-809 (237 amino acids)
Molecular function (GO): N-acetyltransferase activity
Source: RefSeq, a predicted model, not a curated record